AUGGGAGAGGAACCAGGCUGCGUGAAUGUGGCCUCAAAUAAUAUGUCUGAUCGUAUCGGUUCCGAUGCACAAACCGCCGGUUCUGGGUCCGACUGGGCUGCUCAGGUUGAGACACAAAGCUGUGAUUUUACAGGAGAUGUGGAGGAACCCGAGGAGACCAGAGCUGUGGAAUCCAACCUGGAUAUUAAGCAGCACCAAGAGGCUGAAAGAAGAACAUCUCCAGUGGACAUUUUGAGAAGAAACUUUGCAGCAAUCAGACCACCUUCUGUUGGGAAAUAUAAUGUAGAAACAUCUAAAGUGGGCUCCAUGUUGGACCAGGAGAAGUUGGCUGUGAUCCAGGUACCACCAUGUAUCUCCUACUUCAAUGUUUCCAAACAAAGUCUGGAAGGUGAAUCAAGAACUAACCUGGAAACAGCCAGACCACCUUCUGUUGGGAAAUAUAAUAUAGCAACAUCUAAAGUGGGCUCCAUGUUGGACCAGGAGAAGCUGGCUGUGAUCCAGGUACCACCAUAUAUCUCCAGCUUCAAUGUUUCCGAACAAAGGAAGGUGGAAGAAACCGACUCUGAUUUCCCAGAUUUGUCAACAUCCUUAGAAUUGGAAGAUCUUCAACUGUCGAUUUUGGAAAGGAACCUUGAAAGUAACAUUAAAGCCAUAGAAGAAAAUGAAAUUUGCCAAUCCAAAGAGCACGUCUACUGCACCGUGUACUGCAUCGCCAACGAUAACUACAGGAAGCCAUUAGAAGCCGCGCCACCGUCGGACCCCGAGAGUCCGCCCCCUUCCGAACUGCCUGAAGUUUGUUCGCCUGUAAACUUGCCAAAUCCGAACCUGGAUUUAGAGAUCUGUCACUACCCGGAGCCGUAUACGCUCAGAGAUCUUGUGGACCCUUCCAUGUUUAGCAGCAUUCUCAACGUGGACGAUCUGGUGCUAACGUGCCUAGUGUGUCUUGAUGUCCGAGCCAUCAGGCCUCUCCACUGUUGCAAGAAGUCGGUGUGUGAGGACUGUCUGAAGUCGUACAUCGAAUCCCAGGUUCUCUCAGGCCGGGCGUACAUCAGGUGUCCAAUCCCAGAAUGCAGUGGUUACCUGGAGGAGAGCGUAGUGAUGUCCCACCUGGCCAGCGAGGAUGUGGCCAAGUACAAGUACUUUCUGGAGCUUAGCAGAGUGGACUCUGGGACGAAGGCGUGUCCACAGUGCAGUCUGUUCACCUCACUGAAGGGACAGAACCCGCCAGUGUCCGGCAAGAUGGAGCAGAAGUUCAAGAUCCAGUGCAGUAGGUGCCAGCUGGUGUGGUGUUUUAAAUGCCAUGCACCGUGGCACGAGGGUCUGAAGUGCCGCGACUACAGAAAGGGAGACAAACUGCUGCGUCACUGGGCCAGCGUCAUCGAGCACGGCCAGAGGAACGCUCAGAAAUGUCCUCGCUGCAAGAUCCACAUUCAGAGGACCGAGGGCUGUGAUCACAUGACCUGCACACAAUGCAACACCAACUUCUGUUACCGUUGCGGCGAGAAAUACCGCCAGCUGCGUUUUUUCGGCGACCACACCUCGAACCUGAGUGUGUUUGGCUGCAAGUAUCGCUACCUGCCCGAGAAACCGCAUCUGCGCCGCUUCGUCCGCGGCUCCGUGUGCGUGAGUAAAGUCCUGGUGGCACCGGUGCUGAUCGUCCUGCUGGUGGUGAUCGGUGCUUUGGCUCUCGUUAUAGGUCUGGUCGCGUUCCCAAUUUACUACAUUUGUAAGAAGCGUAAGAAACACUCCAACGGCACGGGACGCUGGCUGUGCUGAUGUCACACACUCCAGAGAGCGAACCGAACGGCAGUCUGCGCCCCUCAUCUGUUCCUUCACCUAUCGGUUUGAGUAUUUCUGAAUCAUGUGUGAGGAAUCGUCCGGUUACUGGAACGUCGACCGAUGUUGUCGGCCGAUGUAGGUUUCUAGCAACUUCACGUGUGCUGGAGAUUUCCUUUUGGAAGAUCGUGGCUGAAAUCAUCACACCCGAAGCCCCGUUUGCGCCUCACGUUAACAGAUUAUCUUCAUGUGGAUGUUGGUUUCUGGAUUACGUUUUUUUCCCUCUCAUGAUCGUUACGCCUGUUGCUGGGUGCUUGGAUCUCGUUUCUCCGGAACGGUAUGCAAAUCUAGGUGGUUAAUAGUGUACGGAACGUCAGCCAACACUCAACCCCGCAGUAGAUGGAUAGCGAGGGAUGGUUUUCUCGCCUGCUGUUACUUUUUCUUUAUCUGUGGACCUGCAGUAUUAGCUGCUGUACAUGAACCGGUCGAUGUGCAGGAGGGAAUAACGUAGCGGUUCUCUGCACAAACAGGAGCCUUUGAUAAAUAAUAUCAUGACAUAAUGUUGCUGGAGUCAGUUUACACGCAUCCGAGUCAUCAGUCUGACUACUAUGCUUAUACAGUAAGCGGCUCAGAUCGUGUGGAAAUGCUGCUCGCUUGCACACCAAGCUCAUAUAGGUCACUAAAUGUAUGAAUGAUUCCCUUCUGCUGCUUCCUGCAUUGUCUGGGGUUGCCACAGAGCUCCGUUCAUCCGAUUACAUUUAAUUUGGCACGGUUUAAUCAUCGCAUACCUUUCCUAUUUAUCCGGGUUUGGGACCGGCACUAAGGGUGCACUGAUGCGUCCCCGCAAUAACAAGGUUCAUUCUGUAUUUGUGAGCCUGGAACCUAACACUUCUGUCCAUAUAGCGUACAUACUUGGCAACCCUAGGCCAACACAGUGCAAGCAUAUAACACCCAUACCACCCCUACUUAAUGCACUUUCGAGGUCAUAAGCAUCAGUACUCAUUCAGAAAUCAGUCCCAGAACUGUCUCUACUGUUACACGACACGUUCAGAGUAAAUGUAGCGCUAAAGAAAGUGUCAUAAAGGUGUUUGUACUGUGGAACUAGCUUCUGCUGGGCUAGUCUUGCACACGACGUUCCAUAUCUGGACCCUGGCACCAGUGAUAUUUAUUUAUCAUCAUUAUUCAGAAGCCAUCGCUCUGUUCACAUGAACAUGUAACCUAGUGGUUAAUGUACUGGACUGGUAAUCAAAAGGUUCAAGCCCACCACUGCCAGGUUGUCACUGUUGGGCCCUUGAGCAAGGCCCUUAACACUUAAUUGCUUAGACAAUUUGGGUAAAAGCGUCUGAUAAACUGCCGUAAAUGUAAACGUGUACAGAAUAUUUCCAGAACCAAAGUCAAAUUGAGGCCGAAAUCUUAAGUAGCUUUGAAUAAAAGUGUCUGCUAAAUGUGGUAAAUGUCAAAUAAUUCUGAGCUGAUACAUGUAAAAAUAACCAAGCACAGGGCACCCAGGUGGCGCAGCGGGAUAUUCCGCUAGCACACCAGCACAGAGAUUCUGAACUCCUCGGCUCGAAACUUAGUGUUGCCACCGGUCUGCUGGGUGCCAUCUGGCGGGCAUAAUUGGCAGUGCCUGCAGCAGAUACUAAUUGGCCACCGUGUCUGCAGGGUGGGGGCCGGACUAUGUGUGGGUGGGUGGGUCUUCAUACGCUGUGUAAGGACCCUGAUUGGCGGAAGAGAAGAGGAGGGCUGUGCACGUGUCGGAAGAGGCGUGUACAGUGACGUGCUCUCCUCGGAUGCAAUCUGGCAUCUCUCAGCAGCGGAAGACGAAAUCGGGAGGAAAAUGGGGAGAAAAUGCAUUAAAAAAAUUAUAAUAAUAACCCAGCACUUAAUAAGAGGCGCUUUGGAAAGAUGAAUUACUCAGAUUUUUCUUUCUUACCUGCAGUGCAUGUAUUAUUUAUGAUUCUAAAACAAGUAUUACUGGGGACAAUACAAUAAUUCAAUUAAAAACUGUAUGAUUUAAAAACAAGUAAGACCAAGACCUGUCUACUGGGAAGUCAACAGCUUUACCUCCGAUAGCCUCAUGAUCCUUACCUCCCAGAAUUCAGAUUACUGAAGUAAAUUCAACCUCGUUAUUCUGAUUAUCGCCAGAAUAAAUGAACAGUUUCUUUAUUUUUCCCAUUAUUCUGUGCAUGUUAAUGCACUCACUGCCAGAUCCUCCUUUUUACUACAGAUAUUCAGUGUUGAAGUGUUUGAUCAGUUAGCAAAUACUGUAAAAAAGUGAUUAUUUAUGCAUCUGUUACGAACACUACUCGAGCCACUCACAAAUAUCCUACAGCGGUGGUUCACAAAUGCAUCCGUGUUUAGUAAUAAUCGACCUAAAGUACCGAAGUGUGAGCCGAACUUCUACAUGUGACACACACGACCAUGACAUAUAGCACUUAUAGAACUGACAAUCAUUGAUGCGUGUGUACAAAUGAGGGAAAACAAGCAUUAACCACUUUAGUUUUUGUUAUUUAGGAUACUUCUAGUGCAGAUCUAGCUUUAAUAAAUAUUUAUUCAUUAUUAUUUACUCAUGAGUUCAUGAGUAUUCAGUCGUCAGUCACUAUAUUUAAAAUAUAUAUAGAGAAUACACAGAGCGUCACAAUUUGUUGUGUAUGGGGCUGCAAAAGGGGGACCAACACACUAUUAGGAAG
Messenger RNA from Trichomycterus rosablanca, 4466 nucleotides. It is a transcript of the gene rnf217, whose product is annotated as ring finger protein 217. The record is from RefSeq and is a predicted model, not a curated record. Gene Ontology annotation, molecular function: ubiquitin conjugating enzyme binding; zinc ion binding; ubiquitin protein ligase activity. Bases 1 to 1776 code for a protein of 591 amino acids. Gene Ontology annotation, cellular component: ubiquitin ligase complex; cytoplasm. Lineage: Eukaryota; Metazoa; Chordata; Actinopteri; Siluriformes; Trichomycteridae. The transcript is spliced from 7 exons. Gene Ontology annotation, biological process: positive regulation of proteasomal ubiquitin-dependent protein catabolic process; protein polyubiquitination; ubiquitin-dependent protein catabolic process.